Molecule: messenger RNA, 4597 nt
Organism: Lates calcarifer (barramundi perch)
Lineage: Eukaryota; Metazoa; Chordata; Actinopteri; Centropomidae
Gene: epoa
Product: erythropoietin a
Exons: 5
Coding region: 2237-2923 (228 amino acids)
Biological process (GO): nucleate erythrocyte development
Cellular component (GO): extracellular region
Molecular function (GO): cytokine activity; erythropoietin receptor binding; hormone activity
Source: RefSeq, a predicted model, not a curated record
UAUAACCUGUUUUUCUUGAGCGCAGCAUUUUAAAUGUCUAUGAGAUAACUUGAUAGAAAUCCUGUUUAUAAAUGUGUGUCUCAUCUGAGACAGACAAGUAGUAGUUUUAUCUUGUCUGAAGAAUGGGCAGUUUUUCAUUCAGCCAUUAAAAUUGAUAGCCAUGAAAACAAACCCAAGAGGAAUUUCCACAAAGAGGUCGAAGAACUACAAUGGAACCUAAAAUAUCUCGGAGGCAACAAGCAUACUAGAAUAAACAGACAUUGGGGUAAGAAUGGAACAGCUCUGCAGCCAUGCACUCCAUGUGUUUUGCGUCCCCUGUCUGCAGCAGAAACACUUGUCUAGUCCCUUGAGAGGAAAUGUGACAGACCAAAUGGGAAACCUGGUAGAUUUCAUGGCGCAGUGUCUUAUUCCAUGACAUCAGGACUACAGUCUCUCUUGAUCUUUAUCCCUGAAAACAAGCCAUUGUAUGAAUGUAAUUAACAAUUGUAUUUUGAUUAGGAUCUUUCUGGACCUAGAAUAUAAUGGCCUUUCUGUCAACCAAAAUGGAUUUUCUUAAAAUUGCUCCACAGAAAACAAUAGAACAAUAUUUUUGUCUUGGAGAUUAGAAAUUUUGUGAAUGAAAUAGUUGAAACUGAACAGAUAACUUCUGUGGACUUUGAUGCAUCGUGUUGUAAGUUUUUGUUUUUAACAGCUACAGUAUGUGACAAGUUAUAUUUAGAAGCAGAAAAACUAAGAUCUGUUGAUUGUAAGAUUUUAGGACAUUUUAUGUUCUGCUUUAAUACUGUUAAGAAUUAGCAUUAGCAUAAGAAGUGACAGUGUGUUUCUAUCAGACAUUGGUAAGAAUUUUUUUUGGUAAUGUAAUUAAUUUGCAUUUUAAAUUAAUCUUAUUUCAAUUUAUUUUGCUACUGUUUUAGGUUGAUUAUGCACAUUUGAGUUAUUAGUCAUAGUGUGACAGGAAUGUCCUGCAGAUAAAACCAGGUAUACCAGUUUUAGUUUCAGCCAUCCAUAUUCAGUAGUGCACUGGCCACUUGAAAUGGUUAUUUAUAAAUAGGUUAUUAAUCAUAUUUAAGCCACUGGGCCAUAUUUACCUCCUCCCUAUCCUCCAUUGUAUCAGUUAUAUCAGUGUGGUUAAUGCUUUCUUGUUGUUGUAUCAAAUUUUCUGACCAGUGUUUUACACUGGAGUGUGUGAUGCAAGUGUUAGUCUUGGCAAGGCCUAUCAGAUAAUGUUUCUGUUUGAUGUCUCUCUUAGUUGGCGCCUCUCAACACAGAAAGAGAAACAUUCCAAAACCAAGGUUCAGGGGGUAGAGCAGGUAGAGCAGGGCAUCCCCCAACCAGAGGGUCAGUGGUUCAUUCCUAGGCUCCUCCAGUCCACCUGCUGAAGUGUCCUUCAGAUACUGAACCCCAAAUUACCGUGGUAUGAGGUAUGCCUCUGUAUGAGUGGGUGAAUGGAACAUGCAGUUUAAAGCUCCAAGUUGUCAUUAAGACCAGAGAAGCGCCAUAUAAGUGCAGUCCACUCGCCAAUGACCAAUCUACACCAUACUCACAAGGUAUUUCAUUUGUUUUCUCUCUUAAAAUAGAAUACUUGUAUGUAGCAACUUAAACAUGAUGAACAUACUUAUGCCUCUGCGCUGGUCACAGACAUGGCAUGAUGUCUUCGUGUUGUCUGCUCAUCCUUUGUCUGUCUGUCCCAUUCUCAUGAGUGCAAUAUCUCAGAAACACCUUGAAACUUAAAGAGACUUAAAAGACUUAAAAUUUGGAACAAAUUUUCAUGUGGACACAAAGAUGAACUGAUUAAAUUUUGGCAGUCAAAGGUCAAGGUUACUGUGACCUCUCGACAUAUGUUUUUGGCCAUAACUCAAGAAUUCUGCAGAUGGAGCAGUUGACGGAGGCAUACAGGCAUACUUGGAUGAACUGACUGACACAACACAUCGAAGCUGAAAAACAGGCUGCCUUAAGAUACAUGAAGAGGAUGUGAGCCAGUUUUUUCAGAAACAGAAAACCAGGAAAGCACUGGGUCUAGACUGUAUCUCCCCCACCUGUCUAAAAGCCAGUGCUGACCAACUGGCUCCAGUCUUUAUGCAGAUGCCUGGAACUGUGUGAAGUCCCUUCAUGCUUCAAACGCUCUAUCAUCAUCCAGAAUCAUUUUCAUUUACCUCUGGAACCUCAGCUUAGACUUGCUGUUUGCCUGCUGAAUAGUGCAGUGUUCAGGAGAUGAUUUGCCAAAUGGGGGUAUCCCAUGUGUGCUUCAGUGGUACACACAUUCCCAUCAUCACCCCCAAUGACGCACCAGCCGACAACAGUUGGAAAGGGUGACACAUUAUUCACCAAGCUGUUGUGGACCACAGCUGCAGGACUGCUUGCCUUGCUGUUGAUAGUGUUGGAGUGGACCCGGCCAGGCCUACCGACCCCACUGAGGCCAAUCUGUGACCUGAGGGUCCUGGACCAUUUCAUUAAGGAAGCACGAGACGCUGAAGUUGCUAUGAAGUCAUGUAGAGAGGGAUGUAGCCUGUCAGACUCGGUCACUGUUCCCCAAACCACAGUCGACUUUGAUGUCUGGGAGAAGAAAAAUACUUCAACUCUUGCCCUCUCUUCAUUUUGUGGAAAGGCAUUGGAGCAGGCCCAGGAGGUGCAGUCUGGCUUAUGGCUUUUACAACAGGCCCUCAGCUUGCUACGGACCUCGGUCACCAACACAGCAAUGCACAGCCACAUAGAUAACUCCAUUCGAAACCUGCUCAGCAUCAAUGCUGUGCUGCGCAGUCUCAACAUCCAGGAAUAUACCCCACCAGCAAGCACAGCAGGGCUUGAGGGAACAUGGAGGGUGUCCUCAGCUACCGAUCUGCUACAAGUCCAUGUCAAUUUCUUGCGAGGCAAAGUGCGCCUCCUCCUUUUGGAUGCACAGGCUUGUCAGCAAGAUGUCAGCUGAUCGGCUGAUCUCCCUUCUCCAGGCGAAGCUAAUAUGUGUUUCCAAAGGCAAGAGGAGGGACUUAACACUGUUGACCUGCACCCUGGCUGGCGGAAGCGGUGUAGAACGAAAGAUACAGCCAUCCUCACAUAAGCGGAGGCAGCUGAAAGGAGAGGACAGUCCGAGCUAGGCUGUGGAUAGACAGGAGAUGACUGCACCUUGGAAUGUAGACGUGACACAUGGACAUGGUGAAGCACACACUGACCAAAAUGAGGCCUUUGGGAAGCACCGCUCCAAUAGCUGUUCUACUGGCACUCUCUUGCACUUUGUGUGUGGAUGUAUAUGUGAGUGUACUUUAGUGUGCACGUUUAAAUCUGCACAUAGUGUGCGUGUGUGUUUGUAUACAGUGAGUUUGACCCCUACACUCAUCACUUUAGAGUGAAACACCCAGAAAAUAUUGAUUGCACCUGGAAAUUAGAGGGCUGUGAGGUUGAGACAGGGUUUCCAUUUUGAAUACAACUGCAAAAAGCACACAAACCUUUAACAUUUCUCAACUAUGCCUCACAGAAACACUAGUCUCUUCUCUUGGAUUUUUUUUUCAAUGAAUAUUUUAAUAUAUUUUUAAAAGUUAUAUAAUUACUAUUUAUACAGAUUUUCUACUUUAAAGCUCGUCUUUUUAUGUUGUAGUGUCAGAUCUUUCAGAUUUUAGUUGGGCUCUCCUUGCCUUGUUCUCCUGUAUUACACUGAACACAUUAGCAAAGGUGUGUGCUGACAUCAUUUGCAAUGGCACGCUGCUGUCUUCCUUUUUAUAAAGAUUGUAUGCACCUGACUAGCUGUUCCAGUUUGCAUGUUCCUUCCAAAUAUCAGAACAAAAGACUAAAAAGUUGAUGCAAAGGCUCAGUUACAGUGAACAGGGGGGCAAGAGGUCAGCGGGAAGGAGGGUUACAUGAGAACUGUGAAGCUGUUUUGUAUCUGUUUAUCUGUGUUUUUGUUGCUGCCUAACCAACACUCAACCAUGUCUCUAUACACUGAUAGCGAGACUGCCUGGAAAAAUGCUGUUUGGCUUUUACAAUUAACAUCCUGUGAGGCAGUAAUUGCAAAUAGUUUUCCAGAAUCUGACGCUAACACGGUCUCCUCCCUCCCUCCAUUGUUCGUCAUCAAACGGCAGACAGGCAAUCAGUUAGUCCUGGGAACUUGAGGCUUUCUAUAAAAUGGAAGCUCGACUGUUUCAGACUAGUUAAGUGUUCUUCCUUGUUUUUUUUCCGUAUUUUUAUAUCUUGUUGUGUAAGUGCAAGAUGUUUUUAAGGAUGUUUGUACUUGUUUUCUUUCCUGUUAUUUUUGUGUUGUUUUGUCCCAUCACUGUAUGAUUUGCUAUUUAAAUACAAAAUAUUAUUCUUGGAUAAAGAAAGGAUAGAUGGAAACACAACAAGGGGAAGUCUGUCCAUUUCAUUCAUUACUUCUGCCUUGGUCAGGUCAAUGGAGUUACAAAUUAAGUUUCUGUUGCUUAGAUGCUGAAUACAAGCUGCAAUGUCAGACCUUUCUGCUCUUAAAUGCAUCCUGAUGACAUCUUCCUGCCUUUGAUCCAAAGGUGAUCACUAAAGAAACAUACAUUCAAGCAAAUUUUAAUUAACUCCAGAAAUCAAAUACAUGGUCUUCCUUAAAAGUGUCUACUAUAUCCAUUGUGACCAGAGUAAA